This is a messenger RNA of Nothoprocta perdicaria, 2216 nucleotides long. It is a transcript of the gene TM9SF4, whose product is annotated as transmembrane 9 superfamily member 4. Bases 31 to 1959 code for a protein of 642 amino acids. NCBI's taxonomy places the organism in Eukaryota, Metazoa, Chordata, Aves, Tinamiformes, Tinamidae. Gene Ontology annotation, cellular component: membrane. The transcript is spliced from 18 exons. The record is from RefSeq and is a predicted model, not a curated record. Gene Ontology annotation, biological process: protein localization to membrane.
CUGACGUCGGUGGCGACACGUGGAUGCAAGAUGGCGGCGGCGCUGGAAAGGCUAAGGUACUUGCUGGUUUUGCUGCCGUUGCUUCCUGGUACAGACUCCUUCUACGUACCUGGCGUGGCUCCUAUCAACUUCCAUCGGAAUGAUCCUGUGGAAAUUAAGGCUGUGAAGCUCACCAGUUCCCGAACCCAGCUCCCAUAUGAAUACUACUCAUUGCCCUUCUGUCAGCCCACCAAGAUAACGUACAAGGCUGAGAAUCUAGGUGAGGUUCUCCGGGGAGAUCGGAUUGUAAAUACGCCUUUCCAGGUUUCCAUGAGCGUGGAGAAGAAAUGUGAGGUUCUGUGCAACCUUCCCAAUAAGCCAGUUACUCUGACGGUGGAGCAGAGCAAGCUGAUCGCUGAGCGAAUCAGGGAAGAUUAUUAUGUCCAUCUCAUUGCUGAUAACCUCCCUGUGGCAACACGGCUGGAGUUUUAUUCAAGUCGUGAGGAAGAGGAAAAGAAGAAGGAGAAGGAUGUCCAGUUCGAGCAUGGCUACAGGCUUGGGUUUAUGGACGGUAACAAGUUCUACCUGCACAACCACCUCUCCUUCAUCCUUUACUACCACAGAGAGGAUGUGGAAGAGAACCAGGAGCCCACGUACAGGGUUGUGCGCUUCGAAGUGAUCCCCCAAAGCAUUAAACUGGAAGACCUGAAGGCUGAUGAGAAGGGUCUGUGCACCCUGCCCGAAGCUACGGGCUCUGCUCCUCAGGAAAUAGAUCCUUCUAAAGAGAACCAGCUGCUCUUCACCUACUCUGUGCAUUGGGAGGAAAGUGACAUUAAGUGGGCUUCCCGCUGGGACACAUACCUGACCAUGAGCGAUGUGCAGAUCCACUGGUUCUCCAUCAUCAACUCAGUCGUGGUCGUCUUCUUCCUUUCAGGUAUUCUCAGCAUGAUCAUCAUCCGCACCCUCCGGAAGGACAUUGCCAACUACAACAAGGAAGAUGACAUUGAAGAUACCAUGGAAGAAUCCGGUUGGAAACUUGUUCAUGGAGAUGUCUUCAGGCCUCCACAAUAUCCUAUGAUCCUCAGUUCUCUCCUGGGUUCUGGGAUUCAGCUCUUUUGUAUGAUCCUGAUCGUCAUCUUUGUGGCCAUGCUGGGGAUGCUGUCGCCUUCUAGCCGGGGUGCGCUGAUGACUACUGCCUGCUUCCUCUUCAUGUUCAUGGGGGUUUUUGGUGGAUUCUUUGCUGGCCGCUUAUACCGGACUCUGAAGGGGCACAGGUGGAAGAAGGGAGCUUUCUGUACAGCUACUCUGUAUCCGGGCGUAGUCUUUGGCAUCUGCUUUGUGCUGAACUGCUUCAUCUGGGGGAAACACUCCUCUGGAGCGGUGCCUUUCCCCACUAUGGUGGCCUUGCUGUGCAUGUGGUUUGGGAUCUCCUUGCCCUUGGUCUACCUGGGUUACUACUUUGGAUUUCGCAAGCAGCCGUAUGACAAUCCUGUCCGGACCAACCAGAUUCCAAGGCAGAUCCCGGAGCAGAGGUGGUACAUGAAUAAAUUUGUCGGGAUCCUUAUGGCUGGUAUUCUGCCUUUUGGAGCCAUGUUCAUCGAGCUGUUCUUCAUUUUCAGUGCAAUCUGGGAGAACCAGUUCUAUUACCUCUUUGGCUUUCUCUUCCUGGUGUUCAUAAUCCUGGUGGUGUCGUGCUCUCAGAUCAGCAUCGUCAUGGUCUACUUCCAGCUCUGUGCCGAGGAUUACCGCUGGUGGUGGAGGACCUUCCUGGUGUCUGGAGGAUCUGCCUUCUAUGUGCUCAUUUAYGCCGUCUUCUACUUUGUGAACAAGCUGGAUAUCGUGGAGUUCAUUCCCUCCUUGCUGUACUUUGGCUACACCGCCCUUAUGGUCUUGUCCUUCUGGCUCCUCACGGGGACCAUUGGCUUCUAUGCAGCCUACAUGUUUGUGCGGAAGAUCUACGCGGCCGUGAAAAUAGACUGAGGAAGCAGAGCCGGCAGAAAGUAGACACCUUCAUACGCGUGUCCUCUUGGCAGUGAAGGGGGCAGCUUCUCCCCACUCUUUUAAGGAAACAAACCCAGUGGGAGAGUGACGAGAGAAAUAAACAACUCCUCAUUUUGGAAUGUACCUUUUGGCACAGUCUACAUGGAUUCUGGGCUACUUCUGGGGGGAAGAGGGGUCUGUAGAUACCUUGCAUUUUAACUUUAUUAUCCUACUCCAGUUUUGAGAGUUUGUUUUUU